AAGAUCGAUUGCCUAGCACCUCAAAUUGCAAAACACCGAACAGCGGCGGCGACGCAAAGAAUGGUUAAUUGUUGUGGUUGAUGGCUUGUUUGGAUAGAGAAAGCUGAAGUAUUAAGAACCUAACCGAAAAGGAAUGGAUAGAAUUAGAAUUAGGUUGUGGUCUUGUUCUGAAUUGAAGCCUCCGUUGGAUGUGAAAAUUGACUUCCUGGAAGUCGACAAACGUGAUUGGUGGAUCUUCUUUUUGUUUCUUCCUUUUGAAAUUAGAAAAAUUCGUGCUUGAACUACGGUAACUUGUUGCUGCACGCUGAUUUCGGUUAUUGUUUCAUCUCCGUGUGCACAUAGAUACAAGUGCAUCGUUUCCUCUAAUGAAAGAGUGCAUCUUUGUUUCAUUCCGUGGUCACAAUCUUGUAUGUUUCGAGGACCAAAUUAUCAAGAAGUUGACAUUACAUGAAAAUAUAUGUUUGGUCUGAAUGUCUUUUUCAUCCAUUUUGAUUUGCUUUCAAUUGAACUAUUACAUGGAAAUAUCCAUUUUCAAUGUGACGUGGUGGCCACGGGUUUGAGUCCCGGAAAUAGCCUAUGCGCUUGCGAGAGUCACCAUGAUGUAAAAAUCUUUACGAGGAAACCACCUCCAUUGAAGACAAAGCAGGAUUGGCAGGAGAGGUUGAAGAACAUUAGAAUUGGGAAAAAAGGAGCUGAAGAUUUUGAGAAACCUGGAAAUUCAACAAUGUCAUUUGCAAUUUUUGAUGAAAACUUGUACCUUAUGGGUAUGAGAGAUGCUUCUGAAUCAAUGGGUUCAGAAAUAGGUUCCUCACUGGAAUGUUUGGCCAGCGCUUCUAUUAUUCCUCCAUCAUCUGUGAUGAAGCAACUUGCUAUAGCUCUUGAGGCGGGAAAGAAGUUUAAGUCAAUGAAAGAGCUUCUAGCAUCAUCCAGAGAUUCUUCACCAGUGAGGGAGAGGGCCUUCUCUGCAGUAAAGUCAUUAGUACUACGCGAAAAGGAAGACAAGUUCACAGCAGAGUUUGGUGGUGAUGAGAAAGUUCUUUCGCUGUUAAAUUCGCUUCUUGAUGCAGAAGGACAAUUUUCUGGAAGGAAGAUGGGCUUUGUAUUGGAUACACCAACAAAUAGUGCAUCCUUGCCCAAGGAUAUCCAUGGUUCUCCUCCACAAUGCUUUGUUGUUAAACUUUCUGAAGUCAUUGGAAGCUUCAAAACCCUACGGAAAAUGACAUUAUUUUGGUACAAGGUUGUUGCCGAAUUGAGAAGACUUUGGUCUGAAGGGCAAUACAUUCCUAGCAUCCCUCCAGAUGAGAUUCCAGAUUUAAAAUCUUGCCUUUUCUACCAGCAGUUAGAGGUUAUCAAUUGUUGUAUUUCCAGAAAAAGACGCCGCUCUAUUGCGACCGAGUCAUUAGAGUCUGUAUUAAGGCAAGCUGGUUCAAAUGCUAAAGAAUCAGCUGUUUCUGAAGGUGGUGUUCCUCUUGCCCCAGUUUUAUAUGCUCAAAUUAGCACUGGAGAACUUGUUCUCCGGCUGGGAGCUGAUAAACCUUUUGACAAUUUAACAAUGCUGGAAACUGGGGAACCUGUUUAUACCCCUGUUAUGCAGGAAGGACCUUUGCUUACAGAAGACCUUAUCAAAGAAACAGAGGAGCUUGUGCUACGAACAGGGAGUUUAGGCGCUGGGUGUUCACAACUCCUCUCUGACAUGCAGGCUUUUAAGGCUGCAAAUCCAGGUUGUACUCUGGAAGAUUUUGUAAGGUGGCACUCCCCACCUGAUUGGACAGACAUGGAGCCGAAUAGUAUGUCUGAAAUCGCCUCUAACAACGGUGAUUUAUUAUCUGCAAGAGGUCAACUAAGUCGUCGAAUGCAGAAGGAAGGUAAUUUGUGGCGUGAAUUGUGGGAGACAGCGAAGCCGGUCCCAGCUGUUAAACAAGCACCCCUCUUUGAUGAGGACUUUGCUGUGGAAGGUAUUCUGAACGACUUGGAAGAUAUUCCACCUUCUGAGCUUGUUGAACAAUUAUUCAUUUCUCUUCUGGGUUCCGGAUUUGUAAUUGCUGAGGAAAAGCUCUCCCCAGACAGUAAUUUGUCAAAACUGUUCUGGGAGUGUAAAGAUUACAUUAUUGCCACUUGCCAAGGCAUCACCUGGACUGAGAAAGUUGACGAUAUAUGCCAGGUGUAUGAAACAGUGGAGAUGAUGCUACUCAAGCCAGAGGAGGUUCUAAAGAUCAUAAAGCAGCCUGAAGAAGCCACUACUCCAGCUGGGGAACCAAGACAUCGGUUCAAAAGGCUUAGCCUCAUCUUUGGCAACAGGCAUAAGCACUCGGUGAAUAAAUCAGCAUGGAAAGACCAGAACUCUGAAGAUAACACCACGCGCCAAUCGUUCUCAUCCAUGUUUUCAAAGAAGCCGCCUAGGCCUGACGCCCCAUCACCCGGUGAAAAACCCGUUUGUUCUCUUGAAAAUGAUUGGACAAUCGUAUAAACUUGCUUGAUUUCACUUGUAAAUAUAGCAAAUUAUGGUGAAAAUGCAACCACUCAGGGAAGGACCUUCAUUUCUUUUAGAUUAGAGACAUUUCUGUUCAAAUUUCAACGGCAAUAAGAAAUGAAAAAAAUUCAUUUGAUCUUCACUACAA
Rhododendron vialii is the source of this 2618-nucleotide messenger RNA. RefSeq lists its product as uncharacterized. The record is from RefSeq and is a predicted model, not a curated record. The transcript is spliced from 14 exons. Bases 458 to 2467 code for a protein of 669 amino acids. Gene Ontology annotation, molecular function: GTPase activator activity. NCBI's taxonomy places the organism in Eukaryota, Viridiplantae, Streptophyta, Magnoliopsida, Ericales, Ericaceae. Gene Ontology annotation, biological process: positive regulation of GTPase activity.